AUGUUAAACAGAAAUCGCGAGGAAGGACACGAAAAUCUAUAUCGCGAUUACUUUGCGGAUAAUUGUGUAUACAGGACGAAGGACUUCAAAAGAAGAUUUCGUUUGAGUAGGGAUGUGUUCUUGCGAAUCGCCAACGCCUUGGAAAGCCGGUACGAAUUUUUUCAAUUAAGAUAUGAUGCUAGAGGUAGACGCGGGUUUACAACUUUGCAAAAAUGUGAUGCGGCCAUUCGUUUGAUGGCUAUGGGGGAGUCACCCGACACCAUGGACGACUAUAUGAGAAUGUCCGAAAGAACCGCAAGAGAGAGUUUGUAUACAUUGUCAAGGGGUGUUGUUGAAACUUUUGGUGACGUGUAUUUGCGGAAACGUUCUUUGCAUGAUUUGCAAGAAUUGUAUGCGGCGCAUGAAGAACGCCAUGGGUUUCCCGGAAUGAUCGGAAAGGCUGUCGCUUCUCAAGAUUUAUGGAUUUGGCAUGCAUUUUUUGGGGUUGCGGGUUCCAACAACGACGUCAACGUUCUUGAUCAGUCGCCAAUAUUCGACGAUCUUUUGAAUGAAAAAGCCUCGGAUGCUCCUUUCACUGUGAAUAGAAACGAAUACAAAUAUGGGUAUUACCUUAGAGAUGAAAUAUAUCCUCAGUAUUCCACAUUCGUGAAGGCAUUCCGCCACCCGGUUGAAGAACGAGACAAAUUUUUUAAGAGAAGACAAGAAGGAACACGUAAGGAUGUGGAACGUGCUUUUGGAGUGCUGAAGGCGAAGUGGCAUACAGUCGAACAUGCAGCACAACCAUUGGAUUUAGAAACUUUACGAUAUAUCAUGUAUGCAUGUAUCAUAAUGCAUAACAUGGUAGUAGAAGAUAAAGGGCGAAAUAUUUCACACUAUAUCCCAACGGAGCCCAGACACGUUCAGUUUCAACCAGGAACAGCAGAUUAUUUGCAUCGUGUUGUUAAUAUUCAGGAUGCAAAUAAACACAGACAACUUCGAGAGGACUUGGCGGAUCAUAUCUUCUAUGGUAACAAUAACGAUAACGAAUAG
This is a messenger RNA of Lactuca sativa (garden lettuce), 1029 nucleotides long. RefSeq lists its product as uncharacterized. The record is from RefSeq and is a predicted model, not a curated record. Lineage: Eukaryota; Viridiplantae; Streptophyta; Magnoliopsida; Asterales; Asteraceae.